AUGGCGGAGAAGAAAAAUGAGUUUCCACCGGGGGUGGAGGCGAACAGGCGUUUGCUGGCUUUUGAUACGUGGGAGGACUAUUUGGACUCACUCAUUGAAAUUGCAGAUCUACGCAAUUUACGGAGCAUCAAAUCGGCGCGAACUAUAGCGGCUUUUGGUUAUAGAGCAAACGGCGACACACUAAGUGAAAAGGAAUUUUACUCACGUCGAGCCGCUAUACACUCCAUUGUAUUCCCUGUGGUCCGGCCCUACGUGUUGGUCAGUGAAGGGGCCAAAAUUGAAGACCCGUUUUUCCGGGAACUGGCUGUACGUGAACGGGCCAAUAGAGUCGGGAUAUUACAGUCGGUCAUUUUCAUUCGACAUUUCACCAAAAGCGGCUUCGAAAUAUCCGGCUACAUAGAUUACGCGCAUCGGCUCAUAACGGAGGAUUGGACGCCAUUUUUCAAAAGCAAUAAAAUGCUGUUGCCACGGGAUUCUGAUUUGGGAUACUAUCAUUGGAGACAUGGCACUGUGAGAAGCAAUAUCAGUAGAAACUACAAGCCAUUGAUGGAUACAGAGAGGGGUCUGCUUUUCCAAAAUCGUCACGACCACAAGAUAAUUUUCCCCGACCCGCGACACGAUCCCGGUCAGAACACAACUAAGCAGAGAGUGUAUACCAAACGAUACACACAGAUCGAAAUAUACGAUCACGUUGUUCGAAGAAAAACUUGAGAAUUUGAUUCAUGCCAAGAAUAAUUCCGGCCAGUUUAUAAUC
Molecule: messenger RNA, 754 nt
Organism: Bicyclus anynana (squinting bush brown)
Lineage: Eukaryota; Metazoa; Arthropoda; Insecta; Lepidoptera; Nymphalidae
Product: cilia- and flagella-associated protein 299-like
Exons: 4
Coding region: 1-711 (236 amino acids)
Source: RefSeq, a predicted model, not a curated record